AUGCAUUCUUCAUCUUCACCUGUUUUUCCCACUCUUAUGGAAAGCGCGUACAUGAAACCCUCGGAUUCUUUUCAUCGUUCGCUUGUUGGUGGUUUGACUGCAAAUCCUGCAUUGCUGCAAGCUACACCAUCAAAUCCGAUCAGAAGUGAUAGACAGGCGUUUUCGGCUUCGCCCGCUGCUGAAUGUCCUGACGGCGUCCCCUUUUCUUCUGAUACACAGCAUGAUAAGCAAUAUCAAGAUUCUCCCUUCACUUCUCAGACGUUAGGUGACGAUGUGUCUUCGGAAAUCCACUCAACAACAUUCACUUCUCAUCCUCAAGAAAAUGAUGAUAUUUCAUGGGGACCAGAUCCGAUGCAGGAUAUUGUUUGUUUUCCUGAAAUUUUUUCUGUCCAGCAUGAUCAGGUGGAAAACAGUGCUUCUUACAUGAACGAUGGCAAUGUCAAAAAAUCUGAUUUCGGGGAGUGGGUUGACCAGCUAAUGACAAUUGAUGAUACUCCUCAUCCAAAUUGGAGUCAGCUUCUUGGUGAUGACAAUGUUGCUGAACCAACGCCGAAGGCAACACAGGUUUCUCUGAAGCAGCAUAUACCGGCUAUAGAAGUUAAUGAUCUUUGUAAUUCAGCUUCAGCAUCGACUGCACCUCAAACUAAGCCUAGAAUGCGAUGGAGUCCAGAACUUCACGAGGCUUUUGUGGAAGCAGUCAGCCAGCUUGGUGGUAGUGACAAGGCCACUCCGAAAGGUGUCUUGAAUCUGAUGAACGUUGACGGCCUUACUAUCUACCAUGUAAAAAGCCACCUGCAGAAGUAUAGAACUGCCCGAUACAAACCUGAGUCGCCAGAAGAAACUUCUGAGAAAAAGAUGAGUACAAUCGAAGAAAUGAAAUCUCUAGACUUGAAAACGAGUAAGGGCAUCACCGAAGCAUUGCGGUUGCAGAUGGACCUCCAGAAACGGCUUCACGAACAGCUUGAGAUUCAAAGAAAGUUGCAGAUUCAAAUUGAAAACCAAGGGAAACAUCUUCAGAUGAUGUUUGAGAAACAGAAACAGAUAGGUGGCAGCAAGGGCUCGUCCCCUUCUAACGCGCCUUCUGCUGCACUCUUGGACACUGGGGUAACCUCUCCUGUAGACAAAUUGAAAACGUCUGGAAAAUUAAAAUGCAACACCAAAGAAAGUUCUGAGGAUGCAACACAUGAAGCCGAAGUUACCGAUGAACAUGAGAAUACAGAUGAUCAGUUUUCUGCCGUACCCCCAACAAAACGGGCGAAGAUUCAAUGA
Vicia faba (fava bean) is the source of this 1269-nucleotide messenger RNA. The record is from the annotation of a GenBank genome assembly. Lineage: Eukaryota; Viridiplantae; Streptophyta; Magnoliopsida; Fabales; Fabaceae.